GUUCAUUGAACAAAAGACGAACAAAUCUUUCGAAGCAAAAAUGCAAUUUUCCAUAUAUUUUGUCAUUUAUUGGUCGUUACUUGAAGCUAGUUUGCUGUCGCUUACACAAUGACACAGUAAAGGCAUUUUUCCCAUUCUUUCAUUUCUAAAUAACCCCUGCUCCGAAAGAUGGCAGAUGGAAAUGGGAAUUGCCCGCCAAAUGAAGAAGACACGGGGGUGUCAAUGGUUGACGUUUUAGAAGAGGAAGAGCAACUAGAAGCAGAUGCAAAUGCAGUGCUGGGAGAUAGCGAUGAUAAAAACUGCACAUAUGAAUCGGGCUAUGUUCCGCGGCAGGCAGUGUAUGCCUGUGCCACCUGUACUCCUGCAGUACCUGAGGGCAGCCAGCCUGCAGGGAUAUGUCUAGCCUGUAGCUACGAGUGCCAUGAGGGACAUAGCUUGUGGGAGUUGUACACUAAAAGGAAUUUUAGAUGUGAUUGUGGCAACAGUAGGUUUCCAGAUUUUACGUGCAAACUAUUUCCAAACAAAGAGAGUGUCAACCCAGGCAAUACGUACAACCAGAACUUCAGAGGGGUGUACUGUACCUGUUCCAGACCUUACCCUGAUGUAGAGGACAGUGUAGAGGAUGAGAUGAUUCAGUGUGUCAUCUGUGAGGACUGGUAUCAUGGAAGACACCUGGGCACUUCUCUGCCUCAGAAUCAGGAUUUCAUGGAGAUGAUUUGUGAUGGAUGUAUGAAGAAAUGUGACUUCUUGUGGCCAUAUGCUGUACAUAGUGUUGAAGUCACACAGAUUGAGAAAGCUGACACAUCAGUUGGUGUAGAUGUGGAGACAGUUCAAGCUGGCAGCACAGAUGCUGACACUAUUGGAACCAAAUCAGAAUACCAUAAAACUGAUGCCACAGGGUCAGGAAGUCAGACAGCUGAGAGAAAAGAGUCAGAAAACCAGACAGUUGAAGCUUUAAAGCCACUUUCACAAGAACACACAAAUGUCGAAGCUAAAAUUGAACAGAAAAAUGGGCAGUGUUCAGCCAACCUGUCUGAGUCUUCUUCUCCUUCGUGUAAACUCCAGGAGUUGCAACAAAGAGACAUUCCGCGCACUGCCUCUGGUGCCACCUACUGGCCAAAUGGUUGGAGGGCCAAACUGUGUCUUUGUAAUGAUUGCACAAAACUGUAUGAAGAAAAACAAGUGCCAUUUCUCCCAGAUGAAGGAGACACUGUACAUGCAUAUGAAGAAAGGGGGCGCGGGAAGGAGCCCGGGCAGUCCCAGUAUGACCGUGGCUUGAAUGUACUGUCCAGUAUGGGUAGAAUACAGCAAGUGGAGGUCCUAAGAGGAUACAAUGACAUGAAGGAAGAGCUGACAGAUUACUUAAAGAAAUUUGCAGAUAAUGGAAAGGUGGUGCGUGAAGAAGACAUAAGAGAAUUUUUCACAGAACUUCAAAAGAAGAAGCGGCAGCGUGUGGAGGGACCUCCCCAGUUCCACUGCAAAUGAAAGCCUCUUUUCUAAGCAAAAUUGUUGGACUUCCACACUGGAUGUAAUCUCAUUUACAUCUGUAAUUUAAACGUAAUCCAGAAUCUUUGAAAAAGAUCACUUUCAAUCACUUUUUGAAAACUUUUCUUCGUCAUAACAGUUGCAAAAAUAUUCCAAAGAACACUAAUUUUCUUUUCAAUAAUCA
Lingula anatina is the source of this 1669-nucleotide messenger RNA. Its product is annotated as putative E3 ubiquitin-protein ligase UBR7. Lineage: Eukaryota; Metazoa; Brachiopoda; Lingulata; Lingulida; Lingulidae. The record is from RefSeq and is a predicted model, not a curated record. Gene Ontology annotation, molecular function: ubiquitin protein ligase activity; zinc ion binding. Gene Ontology annotation, cellular component: cytoplasm.